Molecule: messenger RNA, 877 nt
Organism: Olea europaea var. sylvestris
Lineage: Eukaryota; Viridiplantae; Streptophyta; Magnoliopsida; Lamiales; Oleaceae
Product: glycine-rich cell wall structural protein-like
Exons: 3
Coding region: 25-873 (282 amino acids)
Source: RefSeq, a predicted model, not a curated record
UAUAAAUUUUACUUGCAAAUUAAGAUGACUUCCAAAUUUCUUCUGGCGGUUCUUAUUGGUGUUCUUGUUUGCAACACCACUGCAAGGAAACUUGUUGGCUCGAUUGGUUCUUUCAAUGAUGAAAAGAAUUUCUUUCAUCAUCCGGGUUUGGGAGGCGGAGGGCUAGGUGGUGGAGGGUUAGGUGGAGGCUAUGGUGCUGGUGCUGGAGCUGGCUUUGGUGGGGGUGCUGGUGCAGGCGGUGGACUUGAUGGAGGUGGUGGAGGAGGGUUUGGUGGAGGUGGAGGUGGUGGUGGAGGAGUAGGAGGUGGUUCUGGUUUUGGAGGAGGAUUUGGUGGUGGGUUCGGAGGUGGAGCUGGAGGUGUUGGAGGAGGAGGUGGAGGUGGAGGUGGAGGUGGAGGUGCAUUGGGUGGAGGAUCUGGGGGUGGAUUUGGUGGAGGAGCUGGGGGUGGAAUAGGAGGUGGCGGUGGCGGCGGAGGUGGUGGUGGAGGUGGAGGAAUAGGGGGUGGUUUUGGUUUUGGAGAAGGAUGGUGGUGGGUUUGGAGCGGUGCUCAAGGAGGAGGAGGUGGUGGAGGUGGAUUAGGUGGAGGAUCUGGUAGUGGAUUUGGAUUUGGUGCACGAUAUGUAAGUGGAAUAGGAGGAGGUGGCGGAGGCGGUGGCGGUGGAGGUGGAGGUGGAGGAUCAGGGGGUGGUUCUGGUUUUGGAGAAGGAUUUGGUGGUGGAUUUGGAGGUGGUGCUCAAGGAGGAGGAGGAGGUUUUGGUGGCGGAGGCGGCAGUGGAGGCGGAUUGGGUGGAGGAUCCGGUAGUGGAUUUGGAUUUGGUGCAGGAUACGGUGGUGGGAUAGCACAUGCAGCCGUGGAAGAAUUCAUGGUGUAAUUAA